AUGCUGCACUAGUGCAGACACACUGUCUGCUUGUCUUCCCCUCAGGUCCUCUUCAUCACUGUGAAUACUCGAAAACAAAAAGGGCAUCUUUUCGGUUCCAACUCUCUAUAAAAGCGAGACACCCCAAUGCCAAGACUCAAAUGGUCCUCUCGAUCGACUCUUGAGGUAGCUAACUAGCUAUAUUGCCAAAAAAGAAAAAGACCCACGCAAUAUGGAGAUGAGGAAGAUAAAGAGUCAUAAGAGAGUAGCUGAAGAGAGAGACCAGUUUGAAGAUGACGACAUUAUGAACACAGUUUUGUUCACAGCUGGAGCAGCUCUUUUAAUGGCAUGCGUGAAACGCGCAAUGAUAAAGUCCCUAGUCGAGCAGUACUGGCGCGCAUGGGUGUUUCUCGCCCUCAACCUCGUCCUCUUAGCCAUUGUUUUCACGUCUCUACGCUCCGCCUCCAACGAAAAUCAAGAAUGCAAUGACGACCAUGCGGAGAUGAAGAUCGAAAGGAACGAGAAUAAGGGGCAUUGUACGGGGCCUGCACAAGCUGAAAAUCACUGCGGCCACAAAGUGCACCGGAAAAAAAGUGAUGAAAAUGAGGUAGAUGGAGUGGAUGAUCCUGAUGAAGACCACGCAGGAGAGGCUCCAAUGAGGCUGUCAAAGGAGGAGCUAAACGAGAGAGUGGAAACUUUCAUUGCCAUGUUCAGGCAGCAUUUGGCGUCCGAUGCGAAGAAAGGUAGAAGCCAGUUCUUAGUGAAACCGGCACGAGCUGAAGUUUUGAAUUUUCAAAAGGUGUCGUACAUGACUACCCUUUCCCUCGAGGGACGUCAUGUGCUUAAUUAAGUACGCAAGUUUUGGGAUGCAUUAAUUAAUGUUAUAUUUAUAUAGAAUUAAGAGGCAUUUUUAAAGGCAAAUUUGAUUUCGGCAGCCCCGGCCAGCCCAUUCACGGUAUGUAGAUCACCAAAGUCUCAAUUAACUUCAUGAUCAGAAGAUGCACGGGGAUUGAGUAGAAAGCAAAAGGUCGAAUUAUAAGAAGGGCAUGAACCACAAUAUUUUGAAACUCAUCCCAAUGUUAUAUAUCAACCC
Juglans microcarpa x Juglans regia is the source of this 1072-nucleotide messenger RNA. RefSeq lists its product as uncharacterized. Lineage: Eukaryota; Viridiplantae; Streptophyta; Magnoliopsida; Fagales; Juglandaceae. The record is from RefSeq and is a predicted model, not a curated record. Bases 212 to 829 code for a protein of 205 amino acids. The transcript has a single exon.